AUGGAGGAAGAACGUGCUACUCUGGAGAAGAAAUACCACUUUUGGGAGAGUGAGGUGGAGCUGGUAAGGAAGAAGACCCUUGCUCCAGACGGAAAGAAGUUUCGCUAUUUUGAUGACAAGGGAAUCUUCAACUUUGUCUUUAUGGCAUGGAUGUCCAAAUGGGUUAAAGCAACUGCCAAGGACUACUUUGAUCCCUACAGGAUUCACCCACUUCCACUGGCCGACCAGAUUCUCAAGUGGCAACCAAUUUUCUCAAAACACGUUAGUGAUGGUAUAGCCAGCCUGGAAGCAUUUGAAUACAUGGGUAAGGAUGGGCGAAAGAAAGCCCCCAAACCCGUAAAGUACAUUCUUUGCAGAGCCAUCUUUCUUCACAAGUUGCUUGGCCUAUUGUCUGAUAAAAAGUUCAAGCUCAUUACACUACUCUCUCUGGCGUUUUCUAUCAUCGCUAUUGAGUUAUUUAAGGAAAUUUGCAUGGACCACAUCAACUACUACGUGCAAAGACUCUCAUUUAUAAUGGAUUCAGCUGUCCGUCUCACAGUAUUUCAACAUGGACUCUGUUAUAGACGCGGUAACUUUACUAAUCUUCACUCCAGAGAGGAUUAUUGUAAGAGCAUUAUUCACGGGUGUUCCAGAGAGGAGGUAUGCGCGGAUAAUCCAUUAUUGUGUCCAGUAAGGAGAUACAAGAAUAGCGAUGUUACUCCUAAAAUAUACGCUUUAACUCUGAACGAUCCAUUCUACAUCUCACUGUUUGUAGAGUGUAUCUCUGGAUUUAUAGAGUUUCUUACAGCCUUCAUUUACGGUAUCAUCUUAAUGAGUAGUCAGUUUAAUGUUAAAGCGCUCACUAUCCUUAUCAUGUCACUUUCCUUAGUUGUUUGCAUGUUCAUUGUUGAGAUCUUGAAUGGGUUCCUCCUAAAGUAUUAUUUUGGAGUGAGGGAUUACAGAAUUACAAAAACUUUUGAAGUCAUAUCUAAUCUUCCCUUGAUCCAGAAAAUGUCACUGGAUGAUACUGGUCACAAUACUAUAACAGAAACCAGGGAUGAUGAACUACUUCUCGUCAUCAUCCGUUUCUUUCUGUCUUUACUGAGCAAGGUUAUAUUUACAGCGAUCACCUGUUUAGACGUUAUCAUUUUGGUUACUGACUUUGUUUCUCAAGUUAAAGAUGCCACAAAUGUUGAGAGUAUUGACCCUUCGGGACUCUUGGCAUCCAUCUUUGUUAUUAUGAAGAUUCUUGGUCCACUAUAUAUGGUUCCCAUUCACCUGAGACUUAUGCUAUUCGGGAUCAAUGCAUUCAAAAGAGUAGAAGCCUUCUUGAGAACGUGUUCUCCAAACUUUUAUUUACAGGAUAACAAGUUUACAGGGAAUGCUACUCUACCAGAGAUUGGGCCAGGUAAGGAUAAGAGCAUACCCAAAGGACUUAUGGUGAUGUUCAAGCAGGCCUCUUUUGCAUGGGUCAACAGUAGAAAGGAUCUUCUUGACAACACGGGUACUACUUGUCUGAGAGACCUUGACUUUGUCCUAAACACUGGUGACCUUGCCAUCAUUACUGGUGCUCAAGGUUCUGGUAAGAGUAACUUUAUCAAGGCUAUCCUUGGUGACAUGACUCUUGUUGAAGGAUCAAUGGCUGCACUGCCUCUCUCUACCAACAUGCCAAUAUUUUAUGCCUCUCAGGAUGUAUGGCUACAAAAGGGUACCAUCAGGGCUAACAUUACCUUUGGUCACAGAUUUGAUGAGGAUAUCUACAAGACAGUCAUCAAGACAGUUGAACUUGAACAUGACAUAUCGACUUGGGAAGGAGGUGAUAUGCGUAAGAUCUCUGAACAUGGCUACUCCCUCAGUGGAGGUCAGAGAGUCAGAGUUUGA
This is a messenger RNA of Theileria equi strain WA, 1860 nucleotides long. RefSeq names its product ABC transporter, ATP-binding protein family member protein. The coding region runs from base 1 to 1860 and encodes 619 amino acids. Gene Ontology annotation, biological process: transmembrane transport. Gene Ontology annotation, molecular function: ATP binding; ATPase-coupled transmembrane transporter activity; ATP hydrolysis activity. Gene Ontology annotation, cellular component: membrane. The record is from RefSeq and is a predicted model, not a curated record. NCBI's taxonomy places the organism in Eukaryota, Apicomplexa, Aconoidasida, Piroplasmida, Theileriidae. The transcript has a single exon.